GCGCCCCCCGGCGGCCUGAAGUAGAACUGCAGGGUAAGGUGACUCUGUAUGGGACGCGGCCCCGCCUGUGGCUGAGCAGGGUGUUCCUUCCUCGGUCAUAUGUCGGCGCUCCGGUCCGUUCACGGCAACUUCAGGCAAAGUUCGAGGAGCGGUAAAUCCCGGGUGACUUUGACCCCUUGAGCAGCGGGACAGGACAGGAUGCCGGCGGUGUCCAAAGGGGACGGGAUGCGCGGCCUGGCCGUGUUCAUCUCUGACAUCAGGAACUGUAAAAGUAAAGAGGCAGAGGUAAAGAGGAUAAACAAGGAACUGGCAAACAUCCGCUCCAAAUUUAAAGGAGACAAAGCAUUAGAUGGCUACAGUAAAAAGAAGUAUGUCUGCAAGCUGCUCUUCAUCUUCCUUCUGGGCCACGACAUCGACUUUGGACACAUGGAGGCCGUCAACCUUCUGAGCUCCAACAAGUACACAGAGAAGCAGAUUGGUUACCUGUUCAUUUCUGUGCUGGUGAACUCCAACAGCGACUUGAUCCGCCUCAUCAACAACGCCAUCAAAAACGACCUCACCAGCCGCAACCCCACCUUCAUGAACCUGGCCCUGCACUGUAUCGCUAAUGUGGGCAGCAGAGAGAUGGCGGAGGCGUUUGCCUCGGAAAUUCCCAGAAUCUUAGUGGCCGGGGAUACGAUGGACAGCGUGAAGCAGAGUGCGGCUCUGUGUCUGUUACGACUCAACAGGACGUCUCCCGACCUCGUGCCCAUGGGCGAAUGGACCGCGCGGGUCGUCCAUCUGCUGAAUGACCAACACCUGGGAGUGGUGACGGCAGCCACCAGCCUCAUUACCACUCUGGCCCAGAAGAAUCCAGAUGACUUUAAGACCUCCGUCUCUCUGGCUGUGGCCCGGCUCAGCAGGAUCGUGACGUCGGCGUCCAUUGACCUUCAGGACUACACGUACUACUUUGUAGCUGCACCGUGGCUGUCUGUCAAACUUCUGCGCCUGCUCCAGAGCUACCCUCCACCAGAGGAUGCAGCGCUGCGCAGUCGUCUGACUGAGUGCUUAGAGACCAUCCUCAAUAAAGCCCAGGAGCCUCCAAAGUCCAAGAAGGUCCAGCACUCCAACGCCAAGAACGCCGUUCUGUUUGAAGCCAUUGCCCUCAUCAUCCACCAUGACAGCGAGCCCACCCUGUUGGUGCGAGCCUGUAACCAGCUGGGCCAGUUCCUGCAGCACAGAGAAACCAACCUCCGGUACCUGGCUUUGGAGAGCAUGUGCACGCUGGCCAGCUCCGAGUUUUCCCACGAGGCCGUGAAGACGCACAUGGAAACUGUGAUCAAUGCUCUGAAGACGGAGAGAGAUGUGAGUGUUCGCCAACGUGCCGUGGAUCUGCUCUACGCCAUGUGCGACCGCAGCAACGCCAAGCAGAUCGUGGCCGAGAUGCUGAGCUACCUGGAGACCGCCGACUACUCCAUCAGAGAGGAGAUAGUGCUCAAAGUGGCCAUCCUGGCAGAGAAGUACGCCGUGGACUACACCUGGUACGUGGACACCAUCCUGAACCUGAUUCGCAUCGCCGGGGACUACGUCAGUGAGGAGGUGUGGUACCGUGUCAUCCAGAUCGUCAUAAACAGAGACGACGUCCAAGGUUACGCCGCCAAGACCGUCUUUGAGGCGCUACAAGCUCCCGCCUGCCACGAGAACCUGGUGAAGGUGGGCGGGUAUAUCCUGGGAGAGUUCGGUAACCUGAUUGCUGGUGACUCCCGCUCCAGCCCUCUGGUCCAGUUCAAUCUUCUCCACUCCAAGUUCCACCUGUGUUCUGUGCCAACUCGAGCGCUGCUGCUGUCGGCGUACAUCAAGUUCAUCAACUUGUUUCCAGAAGUGAAAGCCACCAUCCAGGAUGUGCUGCGCUCCGACAGCCAGCUUCGCAACGCUGACGUGGAGCUUCAGCAGAGAGCCGUCGAGUACCUGAGGCUCAGCUGCAUCGCCAGCACCGACAUACUGGCCACAGUCUUGGAGGAAAUGCCUCCGUUCCCAGAGAGAGAGUCUUCGAUUCUGGCCAAGCUGAAGAAGAAGAAAGGUCCCGGAAAACUGCCUGACAUGGAUGAUAGCCGCCGGAGCGUCAACGGCAGCACGGAGCACAGCGAGAACACGGACACCACAAACAAGUCUUCUUCACUGUUGGAUGACCUUCUCCCUACUGACAGGCCCCGCCCAUCCCGCUGUAGUCUCGUCUCUGCUAGGAACAUGGGCUCCACCCACUCUUUUACGGAUGUCCUGAAUCUAAACUCCACCCCCUCAUCAGGAGCCAGUCUGCUCAUUGACGUGUUUUCAGAAAGCUCCGCCCCCCCCGCAGCCAUCGACGUAUCGGAGGAAAACUUCCCCAGGUUUGUUUGUAAGAACAACGGCGUCAUCUACGAGAACCAGCUCCUACAGAUCGGCCUGAAGUCCGAGUACCGGCAGAACCUCGGUCGCAUGUACGUGUUCUACGGCAACAAGACGUCCACCCAGUUCCUCAGCUUCUCCUCAUCAGUGAGCAGCAGUGAAAUGCUGAAGUCUCAGCUGAAUGUCCACUCGAAGGCGGCCGACCCCAUGAUAGAAGGCGGAGCUCAGAUGCAGCAGAUCCUGAACAUUGAAUGUGUGUCAGACUUCAGAGACGCUCCUGUUCUCAACAUCCAGUUCAGGUACGGAGGAACCUUGCAGAACAUCGCCGUGAAACUCCCCGUGAUGCUCAACAAGUUUUUUCAGCCCACAGAGAUGAUGUCGCAGGACUUCUUCCAGCGCUGGAAGCAGCUCGGAGCUCCACAGCAGGAGGUUCAGAAAAUCUUCAAAGCCAAACACCCGAUGGACACCGAGGUCACCAAGGCCAAGAUUUUAGGCUUUGGUGUCGCUCUGCUGGACGGCGUCGAUCCCAAUCCUGCGAACUUUGUCGGAGCGGGAGUGAUUCACACGAAGACCACUCAGGUGGGCUGCCUGCUGAGACUGGAGCCCAACAUGCAGGCACAGAUGUACCGCCUCACGCUGCGGACCAGCAGGGAUUCGGUGUCUCAGAGACUCUGUGAGCUGCUCUCUGACCAGUUUUAGCCUCUCGCUGCGCCUGUUACACCUCAGCUCCUGUACAGUGUAAAGUCUUUUUUUAUUUUUCAUGCUUUCCAUCUGAAUGAAUUGAAAUGUAUUUUUGCACACUGCUUUAUUAAUCACACGUCACUGCUUUGAACGUGCCCUGUACUCUCACUGUGAACACUUAGUGUUGCAGACGCUUUGCUGCAGCUCCACGUUUAUAACUCUGCUGCUCGAGUCUUUAUUCACACUUUCUGACAAUCUCACCAAUGAGCUCAGCAUUUUAGGUCACAUGUUUGGCCUUUGGUCUGGUCUGAAGUCGACAGGAGGACUUUAAUGUUGUUUUUCUCAGGAGGAAAAGCUUCACGUUUUGUGUCUUUGGUAUAAAAACAGACUUGGGAUGCUUUGGAUGCUUCUGUUUUUUACACACAAUGGCAAAAAGUCGUCAUAGAACACUAGCUGGGAUUUUCUUAUUGUGAUGGAGUUCAGAAAAUCCAAAGAGUGUGAUCAUAAAGUUCUGCCUAUGAAAAUAUAAUUUUUCUUCUUGUGUGCCUCUGAGCUGCUUUCAGUGCUGAGUGAUCGCUCUCUGAGGCUCUCUGACCACUGGCACGAUUUCUCCUCAGCCCUGUGUCUGUCUGAGCUAGCAGCGCUGGAAGGAGGCGCAUGUGGUGAGGAGCAUGCCCAGGAGCUGCUCCUCCUGUUACUCUUCCUGUCUGUUUCCUCUCCGCUCUUAGAACAGGACUUAUCAAAAUGACAGCUUUGAUUGGCCAAUUAUAUUUUAUUUCUAUGGGCUGGACUUUGUGAUUGCACCUUCUUCUUACCUCCAGAUGGGCGUGUCUAUGUAACUGAGAGCAUAAAUGGCCUUAAAAUUAGCCUUCAGUGGUCUAAAUCACUGCCAUACACACUACCUUUGCCUUAAAGCUUCAUGAGUUCAGAGCACUGCUGGACUGCUCACUGAUGUUUGCUGUAUCUUCUGUCUUUGUGUGGCGUGUCCUGAUCCUAAUCCUUGAUGGCACACGUGAUGAGUAGAGUACAGACUGCCUGUCCGCAGGUAAAAAUAAUCUUCCACCUCCUGCAAAGAAGUUUGAGCCCAACAGUCUUCCGUUUUGCAGGGGUGUGACAGCGUGACAUGAAACACAGUUUUUAUCCUUCAUACCCUGAGCUGCACUCGCUGCCUUCCACUGUUCCUGAGCUGCAGGUUAACACCUCACCUGUGGGUCCCAGCUGGCUCCAGGAGACAAACUGAGCCAAACCGCUGAGUGCCUUCAGUUUCAGAUUUUCCAACCACAUUUAAAGAAAGCAAAGCUGUGUGUGUGAAGACUGGCAGAGGCUUUUGUAGCAUCUCUUAAGUCUUCUUUUCCUUUACUCCCGUGCCGUCACCGUUAAAGCUGUCAUCAGAUAAAUGCUCUGCUAACCUCACAGCACGCCCCGAUAACACAGCAGCUGAUUCAGCCUGAAGUUACCUUCAACACCUGAUCGGAGCUGAGAGGGAGCAUUUACUCUGAUUACUUCAGCUGACAGAAACUCCAGUGUGUUUGUCACCACAUGCCAGCUUCUCUUCAAACAGGAAAUGUUGGAGGAACAGUCCUGUCUGUGUUUGAGUCUGUGGUAGGAACCAGUAGUUAGAAUCUAAUUACUCCUCCGCUGGAAAACAUCACUGAACUUUGUGCAGGUGGUUUCUGAACUUUAAACUGAAACGGGGGGGCGAUGGUGGUCGAUGCAGUCGCGUGGUAGAAACACCUGUGACACCGGGUGACCCUCUGUGACCCUGAGACUGCUGCACAUAACUAUUAAUGAUCCUCCCACAUCCUAAACAGCAGCUCGGCUGAGGAGGUGAGGAUGAACGCAGCCUGGCUCGGCCUCCUGCUCCUGCUCUCCUCACUGCAGUUACACACUGGAUCAGGAAAUCUGAACUUUUGUGUGUGAGAACAUUUCAUGCUGCAGCCUGUGAGCCGGGUCAGAACCCUUCACAGGAUCAUCUCGGUGAUUCACCCUCAGCAUAAAGUCGCCUCUCAGUGGAUUUUGGAGUGUUUUUUUUUUCUUUUUGGACAUGGUGGUGGUUUGGAGGCUGGAUUGUGGCAUAUACACAGCAUAUUCACACAUAAAUCAUGACUGAACUAAACGGUGAGUUUGAGCUUUUAGGGAGGAGACGAAACCGCGAUGGGAAGGCUGCGCGCUUGCUUUGGGCAUGAAGCUUUUAGUGAAAGUGACUCCAAAGAAUCACCCAGCUUUAGUGCACCGAGCAGGAAGUGAGGACAGGAAGCUUUCAGGGUUCUUCCUCCAACAUGGUUUCACCUCACAGUGAUGAAACCAACUUUAUUUAAAUGAGAUCUUUGUGCCCAAUUUGAGCUCUCUGGUUUGAUGCUCUCACAUUAUCAUUAGCUGGAUUUCCUCAGUGUAUGGCUGACCUGUUAAGGCCCUGCGUAGCGGCUGCACGCCGGGUUUCCUCAGAUAAACGUACGUGUCCGAUGUGUCUCGGUGCUUCUCGCUCUCGUGUGCCUCAAAGGAUCACGCUGCACUGAGGCAGAAGAAACGGCCGCAGAUGUUAACUGUGAUGUCAUUUCAAUAUCCAAAUGUUUUUACAAAUAAAACAUGUUUUACAAGCUAA
Archocentrus centrarchus (flier cichlid) is the source of this 5647-nucleotide messenger RNA. RefSeq names its product AP-2 complex subunit alpha-2. The coding region runs from base 199 to 3063 and encodes 954 amino acids. NCBI's taxonomy places the organism in Eukaryota, Metazoa, Chordata, Actinopteri, Cichliformes, Cichlidae. Gene Ontology annotation, molecular function: clathrin-cargo adaptor activity. The transcript is spliced from 23 exons. Gene Ontology annotation, biological process: clathrin-dependent endocytosis; intracellular protein transport. Gene Ontology annotation, cellular component: membrane coat; AP-2 adaptor complex. The record is from RefSeq and is a predicted model, not a curated record.